This is a messenger RNA of Naegleria lovaniensis, 483 nucleotides long. RefSeq lists its product as uncharacterized. The record is from RefSeq and is a predicted model, not a curated record. Bases 1 to 483 code for a protein of 160 amino acids. Lineage: Eukaryota; Heterolobosea; Eutetramitea; Acrasida; Naegleriidae. The transcript has a single exon.
AUGCCCUAUAAUAAUUCAUUAUGGAGUUCCAUGUAUCCAGAAUUGACUCGAAUUUUAGAUGAGAAUCCAAUGGCACCUGUUGGCAAUAAGGUUCAAUGGAAUUUAGUCACAACAUCCUCUGCAAAAACUCAAAUUUCACAACCCAAUAUUCAAAUCUAUUCCACCUAUGCCAAUAAUACGUUUGAUGUGCCUUCUUCGAUUUUUGUGGAUCCUUCAAUUAUGAAUUUCAAUUUAAUUUCUGGAAAUGUGUAUGAAAAUCAAUGGGCAUUGUAUCAUUUUACAAAAAUUCCAUUUGAUGACAUUGGUUUGUUGAAAAAUGGAAAUCCAACACCAAGUGUGUCAGUGAAGCCAAUGAGGAGUGCACAAAAUUCAACCAAAAAUCCACGUGCUUCUGUUUCAAUGGCCACUUGCAAGAAUGAGAUGAAACUAUUAUUAUGGUUCGUCAUGGUCAUAACAUUAGGGUUCAUGAGUCAUUUCCUUUAA